AUGUCAGAGUAUUUUUCAAGUUUUUCAUUCAAAAAUCUUGGUGAUUCUAUUGCCAAUGCUGCUCAUAGGACUCAAGAUAAGUUAAGCAAUGCAGUUGCCAACGUGAAUCUAAAUGAUCCGCAGACUAGACUAUCCAUCAAGACACGUACUAGAUAUUUAAAAGAGACAUUGGGUGCGGUUGAUGAGAUUAGUAAAUUACCACCCCAGUACGUUCUUUUAGAGAGAAAAUCUGAUGCCCUUGAGAAGGCAUGUAAAAGAAUGUUGUUAGUGACUCAAACUUUUGAAGUAGAAGGAUAUGAUUAUCCACCAAAUUUACCUGAAAGUUUCUCAGAUUGGUGGUCUGGUAGUAAAGAAGGAUGGUUUGGAUCAACAAAACAGGAUGAAGAUGGAGAAUCGAAGAUCCAAACCGAUGGAUCCUCUAAGGAUCCAUUAAUGCCACGUUCAUUUGCACAAGCGAUAGCCAAGGCAUCUCAUGAGUGUGGUGAAGCUUAUCAAAAUUCACAAAAAUCUGAAAAGAAACAAAUCGAUGAAGACGAAGAUGAUGUUAAUUUGGUUGAAAUGUUUAAUACAUUAUCGAUUUGCUACAGAAACAUCGAUGAAGGUAAGGAUGAAAUGGAUAAAUCAAUUGCUCGUGAAUUUAACGAUAAAUUAGAACAAUUGUUGAAUCGAGACUUUAAAAAGAUACACGUUUUGCGUAAUAAAGUGGAAAACUCUAGGCUAAAAUUCGAUACCAUGCGUUAUGAAAUGAGGUUGAAAGAGAAAGAAGAGAAAGAAGAGAAUGAAAAUACAGCAAACGCAGAUGAGGGACCUUCUAACAAAAAUCAACAAGAGCCUACCAAUGAACCCGCUAAAGAGGAGGAAAAGCCAACGCCUGCAGAACCAGCUGAAGCUCAGCAUACUACCAAGACAGAAAAUUCUAAUAAAGAACCGAUGGUAGAAAAACCUGAGGAUAACAAAUUACUCGAACAAUUGGAGGAUGAAUUUGUUUCCAAUACUAGUGAAGCAGUUGAAACAAUGACAUCUAUUGUAGAAGGUUCCGAAAUCUUAAGGUUAAUGAAACUUUUCCAAAACUUGCAAUUAGUCUACUAUAGACAAUGUGUGCAAGAGAUGGAAGCUAGUCUGAAGGGUUUGAAUGAUUUAGAAAAUUGA
Zygosaccharomyces rouxii is the source of this 1149-nucleotide messenger RNA. RefSeq lists its product as uncharacterized. The transcript has a single exon. NCBI's taxonomy places the organism in Eukaryota, Fungi, Ascomycota, Saccharomycetes, Saccharomycetales, Saccharomycetaceae. The record is from RefSeq and is a predicted model, not a curated record. Bases 1 to 1149 code for a protein of 382 amino acids.